CGCCUCAUUCGUUCGUAGUUCAAGACAACACCACUGUAAAAUGUGGAAUUUGUAAAUCUGCUGCACAUGUAGCUUGCAUGUGUCCCACCUUUUUAGAAGUUAGUCCGCAAGAGCGUUAUCAAUUAACCAAAACUAACAACUUGUGCCUGAAUUGUUUGGCAUUUCAUAAGAUCGCAAAUUGUAAAAGUACGCAAUCUUGUAAAGUGUGCAGAUCACGACACCAUACUUUGCUGCAUUUUAGGUCUCCUGGUAAGAAUGUAUCCGAUUCUGUACUGGAAAAAACGGCAGGCAAACCCGUCGAGAAUCAUAAUCCUGCCGAAGCGAACACUAGUAUUAGUACCACUUUAAAUUAUUGUAUUGCAGACAAUAGGCCUCUUCCACAAGCCAUUGUGUUAGCCACCGCAAAGGUUUACGUUUUUAACGGAGACGAUGCUUAUAGGGAGGUACGUGUUCUUAUAGAUAGUUGCAGCCAAGGGAAUUUUUUGACCUUAGAAAUGUGUCGCAAACUAAAAUUAAAAAUGUCUAAAUAUAUUGGAUUAGUACGUGGCAUAGGAUCUGUAAAUAGCAACAUCAUUGGUUUAGCACAAGUGGUAAUUGGAUCUAGGUUUGAUGCAACAAAACGUUAUUCAUUGGAGGUAUUCAUUGUAGAUAAUAUUGCUAACACGUUGCCAAAUUCGGAGAUUAAUAUUGAUUGUUUAGGAUAUUUAAAGUCAUUACCAUUAGCGGACGAUAAGCUUCACAUACCCGCCAAAGUUGACGGAAUAAUUGGAGCAGGACUAUUUCCUUAUUUGUUGACAGACACCCGAAUUAUAGGUCCACCUAAUUUACCCAUUGCCGUCGGAACCACUCUUGGAUUUGUUGUGAUGGGCACUGCCCCAGUCACCGCCCCAGCAUUAUCGCCGUCUAAUUUUUGUGCUGUAGUUGAACAUUCCCUUGAUAAUUUAGUUGAACGGUUUUGGGAAUUUGAAGAUAUUCCAACGAUAUCGGUGGCUAAACCCGAUGAUUUAGCUUGCGAAAAUAUUUAUCAAUCUACUUAUAGCCGUGAUAGUAAUGGUCGAUUCACAGUGGCAUUACCUUUUAAAUAUAACAGUAGUAAUUUGGGCGAGUCACGUGCAACUGCGCUUCGCAGAUUCCUCACAUUAGAAAAUAAAAUGAUAAGGAAUGAAGAGUUUAGAAAUAAAUAUUCGGACAUUAUACGAGACUAUAUAGCGCAAGGCCACAUGUCAAAAGUUUCUCAUAGCAAUGGCGAUAGUAACUACUUUAUUCCUCAUCACGCAAAAAUAGCAGACUUUGGCCUGGCAACUCAACUAUCAAGACCUGAUGAGAAACAUCUUACAUUGUGUGGUACUCCAAAUUUUAUUUCUCCCGAAGUUGCAUCUCGCACUCAGCAUGGAUUGGAGGCUGAUGUAUGGGGUUUAGGAUGCUUGUUAUACACAUUGCUAGUGGGGACACCACCAUUUGAAGAUCAUGCUAUUCGUAGCACCUUAAAUCGAGUUGUAACAGCAAAUUAUAGGCUACCAAAUUUUCUCUCCGCGGAAGUAAAAGAUCUUAUUAACUCUUUGUUGCAAAAGAAUCCCAAAGAUCGAAUUAAAUUGGAUAUGAUAUUGGAACAUCCAUUUAUAAAACGAUAUGAUAAUUCAAAUGGAACGUCCAGUUCAAGACUAACACAAGAUAGUGGCAUUCAUACAAUGUCUAGUAGGAGAGAUAGCGCAUUUAGUGAUAGCGCCAUACAGAAGAGUUAUCCAUCAAAUGUGAUUUUGCGGAGCAAUAGCGAUUGCUCACCAUACAUUGGGCAUUUUUCUGAAUGCUCAAAUAAAAGCACAGAUCAUGGAAGAGCUGUUUUACAAUGUCAAGGACCAAUUGACCAAAGCUGUCAUUCACAUUUUUCAUCAUGUUGCAAAUCUAAAUCUAACCAUGUGUCAAUGGAAUGUGCAGGUCAUGGUCAUAGUUGCUGUAGUAACCCUUGCCAUUUGGUAAAUGGACAGAACAAUCCUCAUUUUCCUUCUUCAUCUUGUUCUUUAAGAACCUCUAAUUCGUGCCAUUGUGAGGCAAAUGAAGAUUACUGUAAAGAGAAAAUAAAAUUUUUAAAAGAACACCCUCCGGACAACUUGAUGCAAUUUCAAAAAUCAAAACAGAAAGAUUUUUCUAGAUUAUGUUCUUCCCGAUUAUUCCCCACUAGGCAUCAAACAAAAAAAUGUAUUUUAAGUAUACUAGAAACGGGUGAGGUAUGCGUUGAGUUUUUAUUAACAUAUGGAUCGAAGAAAAAGGAGUUAGUGCGUGAAGUAUUAAGAAUAUCUCCUGAUGGUUCUAAUAUAUAUGUAUAUGAACCACAAGGUGGAAAAGUUCCACCAACUAGUGAACCGCCGUUUUUACCAAGUGAUGGUAAUUAUUACGCAUAUGAUUUUGAAAAAUUGCCAGAAGUCCAUUGGAAAAAGUAUCUCUAUGCCUCACGAUUUGUGGAUCUUGUUAAAGCAAAGACUCCUAAGGUCACUUAUUACAGCUCUAAAGCUAAGUGUUUUCUUAUGGAGAACUUGAAGGACUUUGAGAUCAUGUUUUAUAAUGCCAUUUCAGGAGCAAAAGUAGCACAACACACGACCGAUGAUGUGUCAGUUAUUACUAUAACCGACGAAAAUGGAAUAUGUAGGAAACUGCAGGCAGUUGGUGAAUGUAAUACAUUGCCAAAAUCUUUAUACGAUUUGUGGAUCUGUGCUCAAGAACUUAAAAUGCAUUGUAUUCAGAUAGAAAGUAAUAUGAACCAGUUGCCAGGUGAAAAUUUUCCAUUAAUUGUCGGGCGCCGACCUAAUACUUCACUUUCUAAUAAGGAAAAUCAAUUUAAUACGCUGCCAUCAUUCAGUGUGUCGAUGGCUAGCACAGCUGCCCAAUCUACUGUUACCAAUAGUUCUCAUACAAGGGACAAACAAAUGACAGUCUCUGGUGUGGGUAUCGCCAAACAAUUACCCGACGGAAGAUUAUAUGUGCAAUGUUUUGAUGGAGAACAAAUAUGGAUCGAUGACAAACACAGAAUACGUUAUAAAUAUGGCGAUGGUCGUGUUGUUAGUUACUUGUAUGAUAGUCUUCCGGACAAGGUGUUGGAAAAAUUCAGAGAAAUAAAUAAAGUUCUGUAUAGCAUUUUUCCAAAAAGUAAGAUGCGAUCAUUACGGUAAUAUUAGUAAUGAUGUUAUACCCAACAGUAGCUUUAUUGUAUAUUGUUAUAUAUUCUAAAAGUGAAUUAUUGAAGUAUUUAAUAAAUUAUUAUACACAUGUAUAUUGUACUUGCAAUCAGUAUUUGUAGUAAGUAAAUAAUAUAUUAUGUC
Molecule: messenger RNA, 3314 nt
Organism: Photinus pyralis (common eastern firefly)
Lineage: Eukaryota; Metazoa; Arthropoda; Insecta; Coleoptera; Lampyridae
Exons: 6
Coding region: 78-3164 (1028 amino acids)
Biological process (GO): protein phosphorylation
Molecular function (GO): ATP binding; protein kinase activity
Source: RefSeq, a predicted model, not a curated record